Messenger RNA from Entamoeba invadens IP1, 675 nucleotides. RefSeq lists its product as hypothetical. The record is from RefSeq and is a predicted model, not a curated record. Gene Ontology annotation, cellular component: mitochondrion. NCBI's taxonomy places the organism in Eukaryota, Evosea, Mastigamoebida, Endamoebidae. Gene Ontology annotation, molecular function: NAD(P)HX epimerase activity. The coding region runs from base 1 to 675 and encodes 224 amino acids. The transcript has a single exon.
AUGUGUGACUAUUUAACACAAAACCAGGCUAUUCAACUUGACAAAGACUUAAUGGGAAAGUACUGUUACUCAUUGAGUCAGUUAAUGGAAGUUGCCGGUCUUUCUUGUGCGCAAGUCUUGAGUGUUGAAUAUCCCGUUGAACACUAUCCGACUGUUUUUGUAGUUUGUGGUUCAGGAAACAAUGGAGGUGAUGGUCUGGUCGCUGCAAGAUACUUACAACAGUUUGGGUAUAAUGUUAUAGUAUACUACCCCAAACAUUCAAAAGACGAACAUUUGUGUUUGUUAGUAAAACAAUUGGAACAAAACUCGAUUUUAGUUGAAACUGAAUUUACGUGGCAUCCUGAAGUAAGUGUCAUCUUAGAUGCAAUUUUUGGGUUUAGCUUUAAAGCUCCUAUUCGUGGUAUUUUUAAAGAAGUUAUAGACAAGAUAAAUAAUGAAAGUAUACCCGUUGUCUCAGUAGAUAUCCCUUCAGGUUGGGACGUCGAGAAAGGAUAUACAGGCGAAGGAAUACUCGCUCCAAAAGUACUUGUCUCCCUUUCUUAUCCAAAACUCGGCGUAAGGGAUUUUAAAGGAAAACAUUAUAUAGGAGGAAGAUUUAUACCUCUUCAAAUGCAGAAAGAUUUGGGCUUGCACCUCCCCUACACAACAUCAUCCUUGUUCACAACACUCAAUUGA